AUGGGCAAGACCAAGUCUACUACCAAGGGCAGCAAGGCCGCUGACCCUAUCACCAAGGUGAAGAACGCCGGCGUCACCAAGGCCACUGAGAGCCCCAAAGCCAAGUCAAAGGCCGUCGCCAAGGAGGCUGCCGCCAAGGAGAAGUCUUCCAAGAAGACCAAGAAGGUCGUCGAGCCCGAGUCCGACUCUUCCGACAGCAGCGAAGAGGAGGAGGACUCUGACUCUUCCGAGUCUGAGGCCGAGGCUUCCAGCGACUCUUCCGACUCUGAGGAGGAGAAGCCUGUCAAGAAGGCUGCCCCUAAGGCCGCCAAGAAAGCCGAGUCUUCUGACUCUGAUGACUCUUCAGACUCUGAGGAGGAGGCCCCCAAGGCCAAGACCAACGGCGCUGCUAAGAAGGCUGAGACCUCCGACAGCGACGAUUCCGAGGAGGACUCUGACGACUCCGACUCUUCUGAGGACGAGAAGACCGAGAAGAAGGCCGCGGCUACCUCCGACUCCUCCGACUCUGACUCCGACUCUGGUUCUGACUCCGAUUCUGAUGAGGAGGAAGACUCUUCCGACUCUAAGGAAGCAUCUGAAACCGAGGCCAAGACUGAGGAGCCCUCUAAGAAGCGCAAGGCCCUUGACGACCCUGUCAUUCCCGGCAAGAAGGCUCGCACCGAUGUCUCUGACAAGAGCUCCACCCUCUUCGUCGGCUCUCUUGCCUGGGCUGUUGAUGACAACUCCCUGUACGAGGCUUUCCAAGAGUUUGCCGACCUGACUGGUGCCCGCGUCGUUACCGACAAGGCUACCGGCCGCAGCCGUGGCUUCGGCUAUGUCGACUUCGCUACUCCCGAGGCUGCUGCCGCUGCCCUCGAGGGCUCCCAGGGCCGUGAGCUGGCUGGCCGUGCUAUGAACAUCGAUUUCUCUGGCCAGAAGCCUGCUGGUGACGGCAACCACCAGGCUCGUGCCUCUGACCGCGCUCAGAGACACGGCGAUACCGUCUCCCCCGAGAGCGACACUCUCUUCGUUGGCAACCUCCCAUUCGACGUUGACCAGGAUACCGUCAACGCUUUCUUCAGCACGGCCGCCGAGGUCACCAGCGUUCGCCUGCCCACUGACCCCGAGACGGGUAACCUCAAGGGCUUCGGAUAUGUUUCCUUCAACUCCAUUGACGAUGCCAAGACUGCUUUUGCCCAGCUCAACGGCCAGUACGUUGGUGAGGGCCGCAGCGGUCGCGCUGUCCGCCUGGACUUCGCCGGCCAGAAGCCCCAGCGUGAGGGUGGUGGCUUCGGUGGUGGCCGUGGUGGUGGCCGCGGUGGUGGCCGCGGUGGUUUCGGUGGUCGUGGACGCGGCGGCGGCGGUGGCCGUGGCGGCCGUGGUGGAUUCUCUUCCACCAACCGUGGCGGCUUCGGCGACUUCAAGGGUCAGAAGGUCAAAUUCUAA
This is a messenger RNA of Colletotrichum graminicola M1.001, 1425 nucleotides long. Its product is annotated as RNA recognition domain-containing protein. The record is from RefSeq and is a predicted model, not a curated record. The coding region runs from base 1 to 1425 and encodes 474 amino acids. The transcript is spliced from 3 exons. Gene Ontology annotation, molecular function: RNA binding. Lineage: Eukaryota; Fungi; Ascomycota; Sordariomycetes; Glomerellales; Glomerellaceae.